AUGGCUGACAGGAUGGCCAAGUUGGUGGGUAAAAUGAUUUCUCCUAAUCAGACGGUUUAUACAGGAAGAAGUACCAUGGACUCCAUUGGCAUUGAUAGCCUCACAAACUACUGGAUAGGAACAGAGGAGGUGCUUGCAGUCUCAUUAAACUUGAAGGAUGGAAACUCGCACCCAUUUGCAAGUCCUAAAGGUAUUUUGAUUCCUAUUAUAUGCCUUGGGUUUUCGGGUGCAUUUGUGGUCGAAGAGUUUGAUAGAUGGCUUAGCAAUUUUGUCUGGACUGGAGACACGUAUUCUGCUAAGCUAAUGAAAGUGCAGGCAAACACUUACUGA
Molecule: messenger RNA, 330 nt
Organism: Sphenostylis stenocarpa
Lineage: Eukaryota; Viridiplantae; Streptophyta; Magnoliopsida; Fabales; Fabaceae
Source: the annotation of a GenBank genome assembly